AUGUCGGGCACGUUCGCGAACAUGUCGGACAGCGAGUUCCGAGGGAUCGUGUUCGACGCGAUGAAGCACCCUCACAUCCAGUUCAUUCUGAAUGAAAUGAGUUUGAUGGGGUGCAAGGUCGACCGCCGGUUCGUGCACGUCGAGGACUGCGACGAGAAGGUCGGCGGCGGCUUCCGACCUCCAGACGGGAUCGUCCUGUGCAAGAACCGCCUACAGACGCGGUCGGAAGUGAAGAACACGCUGCAGCACGAGCUCAUCCACGCCUACGAUCACUGCCGCGCAAAGAACCUGGACUGGUCCGACUGCGAGAUGCAAGCGUGCUCCGAGAUCCGCGCCGCCGCGCUCUCGGGCGACUGCCAGUGGAAGUUCGAGUUCUUGCGGGGGAAGCUGUCGGGGCUGGGCGUCGUCGGGAACGGCGGGCACUUUCAGAAGUGUUUGCGGCGGCGCGCGGAGCUCUCUGUGUCCAUGAAGCCGCACUGCCGGGGCGCCCGGGCGCGCGACGCCGUGAGCGCGGUGUUCCCGGAGUGCUUCCGCGACACCGCGCCGUUCCCACCAGACAAGUACCCAUGA
Messenger RNA from Pedinophyceae sp. YPF-701, 570 nucleotides. Lineage: Eukaryota; Viridiplantae; Chlorophyta; Pedinophyceae. The record is from the annotation of a GenBank genome assembly.